Molecule: messenger RNA, 1642 nt
Organism: Blepharisma stoltei
Lineage: Eukaryota; Ciliophora; Heterotrichea; Heterotrichida; Blepharismidae
Source: the annotation of a GenBank genome assembly
AUGUCCGUAACAGACUUUGAUAUACUCGAAAAACUUGGCGAAGGUGCCUACUCUACCGUGUUCAAAGUCCGCCGUCGCUCAGAUGGCAAAACCUACGCCCUUAAAAAGGUCCGUUUCAUGCCUUUAAAAGACAAAGAAAAAGAAAACGCCGUCAACGAAGUCCGCAUUUUAGCAUCAAUAAGUCAUCCUAAUGUAAUUGGCUAUAAAGAAGCUUUUAUUGAUGAAUCUACCAAUACUCUAUGCCUUGUUAUGGAAUUCGCAGAUAAUGGAGACUUGCUUCAAAGGAUAACAAAUCAUCAAAAAAAUAACACCUAUCCUAUUUUUAUUAAUUAUAACUAACUUGCAUUAAGAAUUAUUUUCAAAAAAAAUUCAUUUAUCAUUGAAUAUUUUUCAGAAUCCGAAAUUUGGGAUAUUUUUAUCCAAGCUGUCAGAGGUCUAAAAGCGCUUCAUGACCUUAAUAUCUUACAUAGAGACUUGAAAUGUGCCAAUUUAUUUAUGUGUAGUGAUGGCAUGGUCAAGCUUGGGGAUAUGAAUGUGUCAAAGGUGGCUAAGCUGGGCUUGGUUUAUACUCAGACUGGGACUCCUUAUUAUGCUAGUCCUGAAGUGUGAAAAGAUAAGCCUUAUGACUCGAAAAGCGAUAUAUGGAGUCUUGGGUGUGUUAUAUAUGAAACUGCUACUUUAAAUCCGCCGUUUAGAGCUCAAGAUAUGAAAGGUUUGUAUAGGAAAGUCAUUAAAGGGGAUUAUCCACCACUCCCUAGUAGGUAUUCGUCACAGCUGUCAGAUUUGAUUAAAUUAUUAUUAAAAGUUAACCCUGCACAAAGACCUACAUGUGAUAAUAUUUUAAAUUUUAUAUCAAAAAAGAUUGAUUUAAAAAAAAACAAAAUAAAAAAUACUGUUAUUAAUAAUAAUAAUUUUUUUUUAUAAAAUUCAAUAGAGAACACACUUUACCUGCGGUUUCACAGAGAAAUACAAGGAGAAACGUCGGGGAUUUGCCAGAAAAUAAUUUAUUAGGGACUAUAAAAAUCCCGAGGCAGAUAAAAGGACUAUCUAGCAAUUUGCCAGCUGCCAGCUAUGAAAAAGAUAGAAGCUAUCAUAGUGUUCCAGCUGUUACAAAAAGAACGGGCAUGAAAAAAAUAAAGGACAUGUCAAACGCCAGUGAUACUAUCACAAAUAGGAUUCCUAGUGAAAUCCAAAGCAAUAAAUCAAGAGUUUAUAGCGAAAAAGAACUGAGAGGGAAAGAAAUGCUGCCUCAAAGAGUCAUUUUGCCUGAAAUUGAACCCUUGAGGCCUUAUAAUGCGGAUAGAAGGUCGCAGAAUAGAGAAGACCAUGAUAUUAGCCAACGGCAAAGACCACAAGCUUGUAAAUUCUAAUUAGAUAUACCCCUUAUAGUAAAUUUAGCCAUUCCUACUUGUGAUAAUUGCCUUAUUUUCGUAUGAAAAUAGAUAACCAGUAAGUUUUUUUAUUCACUGUCAAUAGAAAUAAAGUUCCGCAAGUGGUUUCUUACUCCCCAUAUGCGCAAGGGACUAUCGCACAGAGAAUUCAAGCUUUAAAAGCUCAAUAUGAUAAUGUUCCCCCAAGCAUUGGGAUCCCAAGACAGCCGAAUUACCAAAGACCUGUGGUGCAGCCUUCGUGAUGGGGUUAA